Molecule: messenger RNA, 489 nt
Organism: Setaria italica (foxtail millet)
Lineage: Eukaryota; Viridiplantae; Streptophyta; Magnoliopsida; Poales; Poaceae
Product: AP2/ERF and B3 domain-containing protein Os01g0141000
Exons: 2
Coding region: 1-489 (162 amino acids)
Biological process (GO): regulation of DNA-templated transcription
Molecular function (GO): DNA binding; DNA-binding transcription factor activity
Source: RefSeq, a predicted model, not a curated record
AUGUCAACGUCGACGCAAGAGGUGGAGCAGAUGGACUGGAUGGACGGCGACGGCGAUGCCGUGGCGGCGUCGCCUCGGGCACGGACGUCGUCGCGGUACAAGGGCGUGGUGCCGCAGCCCAACGGGCGGUGGGGCGCGCAGAUCUACGAGCGCCAUGCGCGCGCCUGGCUCGGCACGUUCGCCGACGAGGCGAUGGCCGCGCGCGCCUACGAUGUGGCCGCGCUCCGCUUCCGCGGCCGCGGCCGCGCCGUCAACUUUCUCGGCAGCCCCGCCGGCAUGGCCAAGAUAGCGUUCCUCGCCGUGCAGCCCAAGGCCGAGAUGGUCCCCCGGGUGGCGCUGUUCGAGAAGGCGGUGACGUCGAGCGACGUCGGCCGGUUCAACCGGCUGUGGUGGUGCCCAAGCUGCAAGCCGAGAAGCACUUCCCACCGCUCGACGAGGCGGCGCCUCCCGUCCUGCUCGUCUUCGAGGACGUCGCCGGUGGGAAGAUAA